AUGAACCUGAAGAUUGUCAUCAAGAAUGUCAAGAAGGCAGCCACCGUGGUCAACGGGUCGACGAUCAAGAAGAACAAUGUCGUGCCCUCAUCAAUUCAGGAAUCAAAACGUAGUUUAGACUUGUCCCAAAUCAUGACCAUGCCCAAAAAACAAGUAAACUUGAUACUGCCGAAGUUACCACCAAAGAAACGAUGGUUUGUGGUAUAUCGACGAAUGUUAACAAAGACCAAGCCUGCAGCUACAAAAAUCACUACGGACAUUCCUUUUUCUAAAAGGAAAUACGAUUCUGAAGAUCAUUAUAAUCAGGAUGAUAAAGCUAGGGUUCCCAAGUUUAAACGUUCGAAGAAGGGCGUACCUCCUAGUACAAAUACUGGUCCUGAGUUGCCUGAAGAUUACAAGCAAAUCAUUCUCGGCAGAUUGAAGGGGAAGCAAUUGACUUUGUUGAUAGAGAAGAGUUUGAAUGCUAGGGAUGUGAAGUGUGACAAGAGCAUAUUGACCUUGCCAUCAUAUGAAACCCUAUCUAAGAAUUUCUUGGAACCUAAUGAGAUUGGAAACCUUGAGAGGCAUAAAACCCUAAAGCUUCCAUUGAUAGACCCGAAAUGCUUGGAGUGGUGGAAGAUGUCGAAAGAGGAACUUUAUGUGCCGAAAACCAACUGGAAUGAGAUUGUAGAGCAGAAUGGUAUCGUUAUAGGAGAUAAAGUUCAAGUUUGGUCAUUCCGGGCUAAUAAGGAUGGGACCGAGGAUCAGCUUCACUUGGCUCUUGUUUUGGUUAAGAGAGGUGAAAAUCAAAUUGGUGAUGGUAAAAAGAGUGGCCAAGAAAAUGACAGUAAUAGUGAAGGAAGUACUGUGAGCAAUCUGUGA
Rosa chinensis is the source of this 861-nucleotide messenger RNA. RefSeq names its product B3 domain-containing protein At2g31720-like. The transcript has a single exon. The coding region runs from base 1 to 861 and encodes 286 amino acids. NCBI's taxonomy places the organism in Eukaryota, Viridiplantae, Streptophyta, Magnoliopsida, Rosales, Rosaceae. The record is from RefSeq and is a predicted model, not a curated record. Gene Ontology annotation, molecular function: DNA binding.